AUGAAGAAAACCACCCGACCAAUUCUCCUCGCUCCAGCUGCACCUCUAACCACCACGCGUCUUUUCCUGCGGCCUAUUAGACAGUCUGACCUGGCAGACCUCCAUGCCCUUCGUACGCAGAUCGAGGUGAUGAAAUGGACCAGCACAGGGGAAAUUGACGCCGACCGGGAAGUCACUCAAGUCUGGAUGAAUAGAUUUCUACCCCCUAACGAUGCCAUCACUUUCAACUAUGCGGUAGAAGAAUUGACAAGUCCAGGAAAGGUCAUUGGUGUUCUCGGCUGUCAUAUUUUGGAUCCUCCGGAACUUGGGUACAUGUUCAGGAAGGAAAGUUGGGGUAAGGGAUACGCCUUUGAAGCACUGCAGCGAUGGCUCCAGGCUUGGUGGGCAUUGCCCAGGCGGGAAGUGGUGAUCGAAAGCGAAGAUUCGACAUCGACAUCGACAUUUGCAUCUGAUGCAGAUUCCGUGGUCUCUGAGCCUGAGGUGUUGAGAGCCAGGACCGACGCGGAGAAUGCGGCAAGCGCUCGGUUAUUGGGCAAAUGCGGGUUCCGCCUGAUUGGGGAGGGGAUGACAGAUGUCCGUGGCAGGGGAAUUUUACAGAAAACCAUCACGCUAGAGCUGGAGCAGCCACAAUAG
Molecule: messenger RNA, 633 nt
Organism: Capronia epimyces CBS 606.96
Lineage: Eukaryota; Fungi; Ascomycota; Eurotiomycetes; Chaetothyriales; Herpotrichiellaceae
Exons: 1
Coding region: 1-633 (210 amino acids)
Molecular function (GO): acyltransferase activity, transferring groups other than amino-acyl groups
Source: RefSeq, a predicted model, not a curated record